GUAGUGGGGAGGUGAUCAUACUCAGUGCAUGGCCACUCUAUAAGAUGCUCAUUUGCUUUUGCUUCGCUCUUUCUGACUGAUUGAAACUUAACACCAGAGGUAACUGUUCUCUCUCUGUCAAGAUUUAUUUUGGUUAAGACACGUUUUGCUUUCUGUGACUGCUCUUUGGGGAGGUGGUCGUUUAUGUGAAGGAUUUCCACAUUUCUCAUAUCUGGAAGUGGAAUUUGUUUCUUCCACUACUUUUUGUCUUGUCUUGUCUGCAGACAAGACAACCUGAGGAGUCAUACUGUACAACCCACACUAGUGCUUGAUCUUGCUCUGGGAAAUCUCUCUGUGUCUCUCGUUGUGUGCCGGGACCCCUGGUGCGUGGACCUCGCUCAGGUACUACUUGACUACCUCUUGGAGGAUCCUUUUUCAGUUCCUUAUAUUCUCUUAUCGGAGAGAUCAUGGCUGAGGGUGGUGUCCCGUACCCCUCCGUGUUCAUGGUGGAUAGCCAUGCAGCCUACCCACCGCUGCCCCCCAAACCGAGACCUCCUGGUCGGGGUGGUGUGGCCCAAAGCCUGCUGUUCUUGCUGGUUGGUCUGGCUUUGUGUGGCUUGGCCAUAGAGGCCUGCUUCAUCUACCACCUCUACUCCAAACAGGGAUCUGCGGAGUCAGGGUCAGCUAGUAUGAGUAUCCAAGACCAUGAGGAAUUUCCGAAGGAGGUUCCCCCAACUUCAAGACCAAACCCUAUUGUGUUGCCUUCAAAACCUGUUGCACAUUUGACAGCUGGACCUCAAGCACCCCAUGGAGAUGGAGUCAUGGUAUGGAACAUGCAGGCAGAACCAAUCCUCCAUGAAAUGGAGUACAGAGCUGGGAAGCUUGUCAUCCAGAAGGAAGGCUACUACUACGUCUACUCUAAGAUCUUCUACAGUGAGGUCGAUGUUGCGUUCACACACUCGGUCUGCAGAACUACUCCACGGUACCUUGGGAAGGACAUUGAACUCCUUAAGUCCAGGAGAUAUCACCCCAAGUUUGGGAAAAUGAUGUCCACAUCAAACAGCUACCUGGGAGGGGUGUUCCACCUCUUUGAAGAUGACUCCCUCUUUGUCAAAGUGAAAAAUGUCACUCAAGUUCGGAUACAAUAUUCCACAGAGAACGUGUUUGGUAUCUAUAUGAUAUAAUACGGGUUGAUGAUGAAGAUACUUUUUUUUAGAUAGCUGGCUGAUUAUCAUUGGUUUUAAGGCAUAAUAAUACUGUAGGCCAAUUUACACCCUCAUUUUCUUUAAACAAAUCCUUGCAUCAAGAUGCAUUUCGAUGAGUGGAAAAUGUACUGUUGAAGAAAAAGCCCCUUUAUAAUAAAGCCAUAAUAACGUUUGCCAUGUGGCAUACACUAGGCUACAGAUGAGCAGAGGCAUUUUUAGGAUUUCCACACAUGGGGAUUUUUUUUAGCAGGGUCGUAAAAGAAUCCGCCUUUUAAAAAAUGCAUGUCAUGCAGUUCUACGUCAUUUACAUACAUACCCAAAGACAUUAGUUGAAUCUUUUAAUUACCACACAACUGACUGAAAUGGCUGGCUACUCUGACACUGACCAACUGAGAUCAAUCUGGUCUUGAAUUCAAACAAACAAUAGCCCAGGCCAAUGAAGCGACACACAAUAUUCAAUAUUCAG
Molecule: messenger RNA, 1650 nt
Organism: Oncorhynchus keta (chum salmon)
Lineage: Eukaryota; Metazoa; Chordata; Actinopteri; Salmoniformes; Salmonidae
Product: tumor necrosis factor ligand superfamily member 14-like
Exons: 4
Coding region: 447-1163 (238 amino acids)
Biological process (GO): immune response
Cellular component (GO): membrane
Molecular function (GO): tumor necrosis factor receptor binding
Source: RefSeq, a predicted model, not a curated record